ACUUAGCUGUAUGUGAAACUGAAAACUGACCAUUAACCGCUUAACAUCAACAAUUUGUUUCACCAGCUGCUUUCGAAAUCCUCCCAUGGCAGCGUCUACGGCGAUUGCAAAUUCCACCACUGCUCUCUCUUCCUGUAACUCUCGCCACCACCUCUUCCCUAAAUUUGCCUCCAUUUCGCUCCUCCAUGGCCUUCCGGAAUUCCGCCCUCCUCCGCUCGGCCUCGCCCAUCACUACACUGCAAAUGGCUCUUCCCUGCCGAUUAUUAGAGCUCAGAGUUCUCCAGGUAUGCAGACGGAAAUAGUUUUUACCCUGCCACUAGCUGUAGGUUACACACCUGAGGCUAAUUUCUACAAAGUUGAGGCAAUUCUGAGGCCGUGGAGGAUUCAACAGGUUUCUUCGGCAUUGUUGAAGAUGGGAAUUCGUGGAAUUACAGUUUCUGAUGUACGAGGCUUUGGCGCUCAAGGUGGUUCAGCAGAAAGACAGGCUGGCUCUGAGUUUUCUGAAGACAAUUUUGUCGUGAAAGUAAAGAUGGAGAUUGUUGUGAGCAAAGAUCAGGUCGAAGAAGUCAUUGCAAAGAUAAUCGACCAGGCAAGAACUGGAGAAAUAGGGGAUGGCAAGAUUUUUGUGAGUCCUGUGGCGGACAUAAUAAGAGUUCGUACAGGCGAGCGAGGAGAGAAGGCUGAAAGGAUGACAGGCGGACGUUAUGAUAUGUUCUCCGUUGGAUCCUCCACUACUUAAGCCCGCCAGAACUGCACAACCUUUUUUGUUGUCUGUCACUGUUGGAGAUUUUGAAUCUUUAGUCUUGAGAUUUUAAUAUUUCUACUAGAACAGAUCAACAAAAACGCAGUGCAUAAAUUCAGUACUUCAGACAGAUUUCUCGUUGAUUGGCAUUAUGGCUGUGUGUUUUGUGAAUGAAAACAAUGUAAAUCAGUUCAAACCUCAAACAUUCCCAGUCACAUUAGACCUUAA
Molecule: messenger RNA, 970 nt
Organism: Salvia hispanica
Lineage: Eukaryota; Viridiplantae; Streptophyta; Magnoliopsida; Lamiales; Lamiaceae
Source: RefSeq, a predicted model, not a curated record